UAACCGAACAGUAUAUGGGUAACCAGCCCUUCAGCCUCUGUGUCUGUGGGUCAGCUUCUGACAUCAGGGAGGACUUUAGGACUUCGGAGACCCUCCUUGGAAAGGAGACGUUGUAAAGGCCACGUGUUUUGUUGGUGCUUUGCUUUUUUGUUUAAAGUGCUUGGAUCCUGCUCCAAAAAAAACGUUGUUGUUGUUGUUGUUGUUGUUUUUGUGGUUUUUCAAGACAGGGUUUCUCUGUAUAGCCCUGGCUGUCCUGGAACUCACUUUGUAGACCAGGCUGGCUUUGAACUCAGAAAUCCACCUGUCUCUGCCUCCCAAGUGCUGGGACUAAAUGUGUGCGCCACCACUGCCUGGCACUGCUGCCCUUUCUAACAACAGAAAUUUCAUUUUGACAGAUUCCAUCCUUGAUGAUUUCUGUUCUUAGAUGGCACAAAGUUCAUUUUUUUUCUGUCAGACUAUAGAAGCUUAAAGCCUGCCCACAGCCAGAAUUGAAGAAAUGGCUUCUUUGUUGUUAUUUUUUUUUUCAUGCUGAGAUUUGAUUAUACCCAGUUACUUUGAGUUUAUACUUUACAAAGUGACCCAACUCAACUCUGUGAUUCCCUCAGCUCUCGGCUCUCAACUGUGUGUCACCCAGGCUUUGUAGGCACUCAUUAGCAACAUGCCAAGAGGUGGGUUGUAAAAAAUGUCUUGAUACCAUUUUAUAGGCACUGGAAUAUAAGGUCCGUGACACAAGAGCCAACUCGUCUCUGCCCUAAAACGUAGGUGUGGUUUAUGAGUGUGAAGAAUGCUAAUUAGAACAUGGAGAUUCCCGGAGGAGGUGACCUGAUUGGCGGUCUUUCAUUUCCACCAAGACCAUGGUUUUGUUUCUGCCCAUUGUGCACUAGGAAACCCUUAGAGUGUCUUCACAAAUGCCUUUAGUACAAAGAUAAAUAAAUCUAGAAGGAGUCUGGCUUUCCCUCUCUUCCGAUGGGGACUGUGUCCCCGGGCCCCAGCGGAGGGUGAGGUGCACGCAUACCCUUUCCGGUUUGCUAUGUGGGAGCUUGGAGGUGUGACUGUGAAGAUGUUUGUGUGUCACUCAGGAUGGGGGUGUUGGCUACUCUGGACAGAGUCUAGAAUUAGUCUUUUUCAGGUUCUGUGGCCAAAAGGGACACCCACAAUAGCUACCAAGCCUGUCAGCUAGAGAGCUGUAGGUUAGAACUGAAGGGGGCUGCUUUUGUGCCUUAAGGACCCAUGUGCAAGAGUCACAGACUGGCCCGGUGUGGCGGGGCCAACAGCCUGCCUUCCUGCCUGCCCAGGACAGGCGGUCAAGUCCGAAGAAUCUGGGAUCCUUUGUCACUUUUGGUUUUUUGUAUGGUAUUGCUGUUGGUUCGUUUUCUCUCUCUCUCUCUCUCUCUCUCUCUCUCUCUCUCUCUCUCUUUCUCUCUCUCUCUCUCUUCUCUUUCUCUCUCUUUCUCACACACACCAUCCCUCCCUGCCCCUCACCACUGUAUAGAGUUGGGGGAGAAUCUUUCUGCUGCCAAAUUGUAAUGAAGCUAAGAAAAUUUACUCCUAACAGGAGGAGGUCUGCAGCCUGCUCUGGGCUUGAUAGCCAUUUUAGACCUUCAUAGUUCCCAGAAGGCAGGUGGGUGGUAUUUAGAUGGUGAUGUGACCCUUCAGCCUCCUCCUCUUGAUAUAGAAGGGUGUAGCAGUAGUGGCCCCAGACUUCCUGAAGAGCAUGGGAGACUUCUGGAUUGACCUCAAACCUGCAGGACCUCAUCUGCGUCUCUCCCCUAGGGCAUCCCUAGCCUGUGAUCUCUCCCAGCUUGGUAUUUUAGCAAAGGAGAUCUCCUCAGAAAAGUCUCUCAUUAACAUUCCACAGAAAAACCCUGAGGAUAUUCUGAAGGAAUUAAGAAGGGGGCAGACUGGUGAGUGUUAGGGUAGCCUUCCUGCUGUGAGAACUUCUCUGCAGUUCCAGGAGCUGAGGUGAAGGCAGGGCCACUGCCCAGAGCAGCAGCCAAGUAUGCCUCUCGCACCACGCCUGGCUAUCAUGCCUCCUUAAUCUGUCAUAGGUUUGGUAUGGUGAGGGCCUAGGUUGGAGGAGAGAAGCAUUAUGGAUUCCAGGACAUUUCUACUCAAGUUUUAAGAAUAUAAUACUGUUUUCAACAACGUGUCUUCUCACCAAAGGCCAGAACUUAGGUCUCAUUUCUCAAGGCUCGGGUCUUCUAGAGAAAGACAAUAGAGACUGUUUAGGAAGGCUGGUGAUCUUGGGGAAGAGUGAGGGAGAGACGUCCAUUGUGUGGGGGAGGCUGAAGGCCAGGCCCCAUCAGGGAGAGACCAAGAUAUAUCUAGUGGACUGUAGUCAUAUGCUACAAGAUAGACUAUUUGGCAAGAGGAAAAGGCAAAGAGGGAGAGAUGGUCAGAUAGGCCUCACAGGAUUUUGAUGGUAAAAGGUCCUGAAGACCUGCCAUUUGUCCCAGAGCUUCAAGGCACACUUGGAGAUGAUAUCUUUAAGGCCUUGGAAAGGUGCCCGUCCUUUGCAUGCUAAAGCACCCAUUGGGGAAGUGGGGUGUCUCCCUCUUAUUCGUGAUCACGAUCUCUCUCAACCCCCGCCCCCCACUUUCCUGAAAUUAAAUAAGUAACUUAAAUAGUUGCUCUUUAACUUCAGUAACAACCUUAACAAUUCAAGGUGCCAUUUUGUUUGUUUGUUUGUUUGUUUGUUUUUUCAGACUGUGGUCUCUCUAUUGUGAGUGCAUAUGUGUGAAUAUAGGCACUCAUAUGGGUGUGCAUUACUGUGUAAAUAUGGAUGUCAGAAGAGGACACUGGAUCCCAGGAAUGUAGGGCUACAGGCAUUUGUGAGCCAAACUCUGGUCCCCAUUGUUUGUUUAGCAAGUGCUCUCAACCACUGAGCCAUCUCUGACACCCCAAUGAUACUACUUUCAAAGUCUUGCACAAACUUCUUCAUUUUGACAACAUCCUGGAUGGGCUCUAAUGGCACAUGGAGCAAGAACACUGGGCAGACAGCAGUGUGUGCUGCCAGUUAGAAUGGCACGGUUCAUGAACUAGCACACUGCACCCUGGAGACGGACUGCAGGACCUGAUGCUGCUCGUCUGCCCUUCCUGGCUUUCUGAUGCUUUGUUUUUGUUGUGUUGUAAUCUAGAGGGUCUGUCUGUCUGUCUUUCUCUUUUCUUUCUUUCUUUUUCUCCUCCCUCUUUCUUUUCCUUCCUCCCCCCCCCUUCUUUCUUCCUUUUUUUUUUCUCUGUGUACUGCUGACUGUCCUUGAACUGCUCUCUAGACCAGUAUGUAAACUCAGAGAUCUGCCUGCCUUUGCCGCCCAAGUGCUAGGAUUAAUGUUACAUGCUACCACCCAUAGCUUUAGAGUGUUUUUUUUCUUUUGUGGUUUCUUUUAAACAUUCUGACAAUAAUAUAUUAAGUUCCUCUGAUGGUUUUUUAGACAUCUUUUAUUACAUACUUUUGUUUCCUUACUUUUGGUGUUUGUUUGGCUUUUUUUUUUUUUUUUAUGUAUUGCUUUAAAAGGGGGCGGGGUCUUACUGUGUAGGCUAGACUGGUUUUGCACUUAGAAUCAUCCAUUUGUCUCUGCCUCCCAGGUACUAGGAUUAAAGGUAUGCACUAUCACUAUAGUUUGUAAGUGUCAGUGUCGUGUGUGUGUGUGUGUGUGUGUGUGUGUGUGUGUGUGUGUGCGCGCGCACCUGAGGUAGGUAUCUUCCCUCAGACAAGGUCUCUCAUUGAACCUGGAGACUGCUCAUUAUCCUAUGAGGCUGGUCUCCAAGGAGCCCCAGAGGUCCUCGAGGCUUGCAUUCGACACCCCAGCUCCAGCCUAGGCUUACAGCAGAUGCAGGCUCACCCGAACUAGAGAUCCUAGGCAGGUGCUCAUGAUGCGCAGCCAGCUCUCUUACCACUGUGCAUCUCCACAGCCCUACAGGUUUCCUUUCCAUCCCUUGUUUUUCUUUUCCAGCAAAGCCUUCUGCAGAUGUUCAGGUUGAUAGACAGUGACAUUGUCCAAGUCCCUCUCUGCAAGCUUGUCUCUUUUUUGUGUCCCUCUGCAUGACUCUGGGGACAAGAAAGGUACAUCCCUAAAGUGCCAUGGUACAUGGUGUUCACUGUCACCAAAGUGAAAGAUUCAGUGAUGCCCUAAGCCUUGGUGCUGCCCCAGUGACUUAGUGUAAUUGUGAAUUGUGGCAUUAUGUUCCAUGUGAGCAUCUUUCUUUUUUUUUUUUUUUUUUUUGGUUCUUCCAGACAGGGUUUUUCUGUAUAGCCCUGGCUGUCCUGGAGCUCACUUUGUAGACCAGGCUGGCCUUGAACUCAGAAAUCCGCCUGCCUCUGCCUCCCAAGUGCUGGGAUUAAAGGUGUGCGCCACCAUGCCCGGCCCAUCUUUCAUUCUAUAACUGGAUGUCACCUUGGGAUAUGCCAGUAAGUCAACAUUGAAAUGACACAGGUGACAUGGAUGAGUCUUGAGACACUAGCAUGUUGAUUUACCUCUGCUGUCUAUCAAGUGGGCCUCCCCAGGUUUGAUAGCUCCACUUUCCAGUCACACCAGGGCUGUUUGACAAACCCUUCUGCACAUGUGGGUGUGUGGGUUGGUAGUUCCUACUCAAAUAUUGAGAUUUCUGCACUGGAUGGACAUUCUGGAACCUUCCAUGGCCAGGGAGGAAAUGUGGAUGGGUGGCAGACCUGCCCACAGCAAUUGUAAAGCAGAAAGAUUCAACAUUGGAGAUUAAUGUUGCAAUUGCACUUUCUGGAAUUACACAUCACUUGUUCAGUCCAAACGGCUAGGGUCUUCUUUUAAUGAAUCUAAGAUUCCAUAAGUAUGAAGUGCAGAACCGUUCUGUCCCUGCAGAUAGGACAAAAACUAGCAAGGGUGCCAGCUAUUCCACUCAGACACAAAGCUUGCUCAACGCUUCUCUAUCAUUCCUUACAAAGUGCAUAAAAUGGAUAUCAUUCCUCUACCACAAAUUCAUAUGCUUGCUCCCACUCAUUCCCAGGCUUUGGAUCAAAUGACUUUGUUUCUUGGAUGGUCUGGAGUGGUUUUAUUUUGCUUUCUUGGUGCUGAGGAUUAAGCCCAAGGCCUCAUGCAAGCUAGGCAGGUGCCCUACUCUGAGUGGGGUUGAGUCUGUCCUUUGUGAAGACAGUAGAAAAGGCUGCAGGGGAGGCUCACUCACAGCAUGCUACUGUGGGGGCUGUUUGGGCUUAGAGGACUGCAAGUUACAAGUGACAUCUGAUCAGACACUGAGAUUAAAGUUCAAGGAUAGUGAUGCCCUGUCUCAAACAAACAAGAAAAACCUUACAGAACCUAAUCUGUCUUCCAGGACCAGUUAUCUCCCUUUGUGUGUUUGUGUAAGUAUAUGCAUGUGUGUGUUGUGUAGUCACUGGUUUGUGUGAUGUGCGUGCGCUCCCUUGUGGGAAACCCUGCUAUAUCACUCCAUCUUGGGUUUUUCUUGCUUGCUUGUUUAUUUGUUUGUUUGUUUUGAAACAGCCUCUUACUAAACCUGGUCAGCCAGCUUCCAAAGAGCCCAAGAGAUCUUUCUGUUCUGUCUCUAGACAGCCCCCACUCCCACCCUCAACUGUGCUCCAAACACUGGGGUUACAGGCAUAUAUAUGACUAAGCCUAGCUGCUGUUUCUUAAUCAUCAUCAUCUUCUUCUUCUUCAUCAUCAUCUUCUGCUGCUGCUGCUUCUUCCUCUUCCUCCUCCUCUUCUUCUUCCUCCUCUCCUCCUCCUCCUUCUUCUUCCUCCUCCUCUUCUUCUUCCUCCUCCUCCUCUUCCCCCUCUUCCUCCUCUUCUUCUUCCUCCUCCUCCUCUUCCCCCUCUUCCUCCUCUCCUCCUCCUCCUCCUUCUUCCUCCUCCUCCUCUUCCCCCUCUUCCUCCUCUCCUCCUCCUCCUUCUUCUUCCUCCUCCUCCUCUUCCUCCUCUCCUCCUCCUCCUCCUCUUCCCCCUCUUCCUCCUCUCCUCCUCCUCCUCCUCUUCCCCCUCUUUCUCCUGCUCCUCCUCCUCCUCCUCUUCCUCCUCCUUCUUCUUCUUCUUCUUCUUCUUCCCCCCCCCCUCCUCCUCCUUCUCCUUCUUCUUCUAGAUUUAUUUAUUUAUUAUAUAUACAAUGUUAUGCCUGCAUAUAUGCUUGUACACUAGAAGAGGGCUCCUGAUCUCAUUAAAGAGGGUUGUGAGCCACCAUGUGGUUGCUGGGAGUUAAACUCAGGACCUCUGGAAAAGCAGCCUACUCUUAAACCUCUGAGGCAGCUCUCCAGCCCCCCCACCCCCACCCCCAAGCUUCUUAACAGGUGUUGAACUCAGGACUUGCGUGCCCGCACAGCACACACAAUUACCUACUGUGCCAUCUUUCCAGCUCCAGUUAUGUCAUGCAAGGGGCCAGCAGGAUGGAUGGGCAAGUGUACAUGCUUGCCCCCCAAGCAUAACAAACCUGAGCUUGACCCCAGAAUCCACACGGAGGAAGGAGAGAACGCCUCUGAGAUUAGGACUAGUUUCUGUUGGCCAUGUUUCUCCCUAACUCGCCUGGGCCUCAGCUUCUGUUGCCUGUAGCCACUGGGUCAUUCAUCCUGUGUCCGGGACUCUGAGGUCUAACCUCAUUGCUCUGGGAGGUACAGAGCUCUGGUCUCACACAUUCACAUGCACCCCAGUCCGGCUGCCUGAAAGCCAAGGCUGAUCAGGCACCGAAGCCCUGAAAAGUAUGGGAGGAAACAGAAAUCCAUCCAAGGUUUGUGUCUAGGCUUUGCCAAGCCCUCUUCUCUAAGCCUCCUGGAGCCUGGCAAUGACCUUCUUGCCUCUAGACUAUUGUUUUGACAACUGCUACAUAGAUGGGUGACCGCGUGUGCUUCAUGAGGGUGUACAGAUGUAAGACAGCUGCAUAGUACCAGGAAAUAAUCCAUGCCCGCCUCACAUUGGGGGUGGGAAAUAUAGUCAACAUUUAUGGCUUCUAUUCUGACAUGCUUAAAAUUAAUGAAUAAAGUUUGGCAGACCAAUUACCUCACAGAGGAACCGCGCCCUAGGAAGCCAGGUGCACCUGAAGCCAGGCUAAUAGGACAGGAGGAGUAACUGGCCCUUUAAGAAAGUGAUGACAGGGAUUGGGGAUUUAGCUCAGUGGUAGAGUACUUGCCUAGCAAGCAUAAGGCCCUGGGUUUGGUCCUCAGCUCUGGAAAAAAGAAAAAGAAGAUGAUGGCCUUUUCCUGCCUCGUGGUACAGGCACUCACAGACUUACAGACUGGCAGCUUCUUAAGUCUGCGGCCCUUCUGAGUUCCUCUGACUGUAAGUGUUCUUUUCUUCUGUCUUCCCUCUGAGUGUGCGCUCGCUUCCUAAUGGUUCCGCCUUCACUCUUUCCCUAUAGCUCACCCCCGCCCCCACCACGUGGCUGCUCAGUCACCCCGUGGCUGACCUCAGCUAGCUUUAUCCAAAGGAUUGCGUUCUCUUUUUCUGCCCAACCCCGCUGUCUUCAGGCAGCCCGGUUUGCAGCUCCUGUGCUCCAGGGUCUUCCUUUCAAUGCUAAUGAAAUAAAUGCCAUUAUGUCCUUUCUUACAUUCUUUAAUUAUUGAGACUUAGAACCCUAAAAGGGGACUCUGGCCUUCAUAGUAUCACUGAUGGAUCCAAGUGCUAAAUGUAGGCACUUGGCUCAAAUUGUGAUGAGUAUUUUACUCAAGAAAUCUUUCUGCCGCUGAGCAGUGGUGGCCCACGCCUUUAAUCCCAGCACUUGGGAGGCAGAAGCAGGCAGAUUUCUGAGUUCGAGGCCAGCCUGGUCUACAGCGUGAGUUCCAGGACAGCCAGGGCUACACAGAGAAACCCUGUCUCGAAAACAAACAAAAAAAUGAAAAAAAAAAAAAAAAGAAAGAAAGAAAGAAAUCUUUCUGCCCGUUGGUGGUGGUGCAAACCUUUAAUCCCAGUACUCCAGAACUCCAGAAGCAGAGGCAGGCUGAUCUCUGAGUUUGAGGCCAGCCUGGUCUACAGAGUGAGUUCCAGGACAGCUAGGACUAUAUAACUACAUAGAGAGAGAGACCCUGUUUUAAAAAAGAAAUACAAAGAAAGAAACAUUUUAUAAGAUCAUCCUGUGAUUACAUGGCUGAGUGAAGAAUGAAGGCCUGGGUGCGUUUUCUAGAACUAUGUAGGCUGUCUGUUCUUUUAACUAUCGUAAACUAAGGCCUACUGAGCUGGUUCCUUUUUUUCUGUGUAUUUAACUGGAGACCAUACACCUACAUCAGUACCUAGCCUUCAGGGCUUCUUUUCUGUUUUCCUAAUCCCUCCAAUAUUCUGGGCUGGCUUUGACACAUUUUAGGGCUUUCCUUUGGCCCAGAGAAUGUCUACACAAAAGGUCUGUGAAAAAGGCAGUUUUACCUUUUGUGGAGAUUUUGGUAAAAGGAGCCAUUAAAGCAGCUAUUCUUCUCUCCAAACAAAACCAUCCAGUAAAGCUCUCAGUGCUCCUUCAGGCCUGUUUACCAAGUUGUCAUGGCAACUAUUGAGCUGCCCUCUGUAAAGUCCUGGAUAAAUAGUGGUAAAUGAAGCUCAGCUCAAGUAAAGAGCGUUAUUCUCUGGGUGGGUUUUCCAAGAUCACAGCUAAAAUACUUAAGUUUUGGUUUUGGUUUAUCCUGGGGCAGCUUGAUCUUUAAAUAUAUAAAAUCUUUGGAAAUUUCGACUCCUUGGACUUGUACGUGAAUGUGCAUGUCUGUUUGUAUGUGGAUGGUGGCUCAAUGGCACCUAUGGUCAAUGUAUCAUCAGCAACUCCUCUCACGCCAGCCUUAAGAGGCUGGGCUUCUCAAGUAGAAUCAGGAAUGAAUUAAGGAAGCACUGGCCAAGACACAGCAUAAAAGGCAGGGAGGGAGCCCGGCAAGCUUUAGAGCACAGGGGUUGUCGUCUGUCAGCUUGGAUUCUCUUGGGCCCCGUCAUCGUCGGCUGGAGAUGCAGCCCUUUGCGGUGGGCAGCAUCUGAAGAGAGGAAAGGGAAAGCCAAGAUGCCAGACCAGUUUGAUCAGGUGGUAGUGCUCAACCAGCUGCGCUACUCGGGGAUGCUGGAGACGGUGAGGAUUCGGAAAGCAGGGUAUGCCGUCAGAAGACCCUUUCAGGACUUUUACAAAAGGUAUAAAGUGCUGAUGAGGAACUUGGCCCUGCCUGACGACAUCCGAGGGAAGUGCACUGUGCUCCUGCAGGUCUAUGACGCUUCUAACAGCGAGUGGCAGCUGGGGAAGACCAAGGUCUUCCUUCGAGAAUCCUUGGAGCAGAAACUGGAAAAGAGGCGGGAAGAGGAGAUUGACCGUGCGGCCAUGGUGAUCCGAGCUCACAUCUUAGGCUACUUGGCACGAAAGCAAUAUAGAAAGGUCCUCUGUGGUGUGGUGACCAUACAGAAGAAUUACAGAGCUUUCCUUGCGAGGAAGAAAUUUUUGCACCUGAAAAAGGCAGCCAUCGUGUUCCAGAAGCAACUGCGAGGACAGCUGGCACGCAGGGUUUACAGGCAGCUGUUGGCUGAGAAACGGGAGCUGGAGGAAAAGAAGAGGCGGGAGGAAGAGAAGAAGAGAGAGGAAGAGGAAAGAGAAAGAGAGCGAGCGCAAAGAGAAGCUGACCUCCUCCGUGCCCAUCAGGAGGCAGAGACAAGGAGGCAGCAAGAACUGGAAGCCUUGCAGAAGAGCCAGAGGGAAGCGGACUUGACCAGGGAGCUGGAAAAGCAAAGGGAGAACAAGCAGGUGGAGGAGAUCCUCCGCCUGGAGAAGGAAAUCGAGGAUCUGCAGCGCAUGAAGGAGCGGCAGGAGCUGUCGUUGACCGAGGCCUCCCUGCAGAAGCUGCAGCAGCUGCGGGAUGAGGAGUUGCGCAGGCUGGAGGAUGAGGCCUGCCGCGCCGCCCAGGAGUUCUUGGAGUCGCUCAACUUCGACGAGAUCGACGAGUGCGUCCGCAACAUCGAGCGCUCCCUGUCGGUAGGGAGCGAGAUUUCGGGCGAAGAGCUCAGUGAGCUUGCCGAGAGUGCCAGCGGAGAGAAGCCAAACUUCAACUUCAGCCAGCCCUACCCCGCGGAGGAGGAGGUGGACGAGGGCUUCGAGGCGGAUGACGACGCCUUCAAGGACUCGCCCAACCCCAGCGAGCACGGCCACUCCGACCAGCGAACGAGUGGCAUCCGGACGAGCGACGACUCAUCCGAGGAGGACCCUUACAUGAACUACACGGUGGUGCCCACCAGCCCCAGUGCCGACAGUACGGUGCUUCUUGCUGCGUCCAUGCAGGACUCCGCUAGCCUGCACAACUCCUCGAGUGGGGAGUCCACCUACUGCAUGCCGCAGAACAACGGCGACCUGCCCUCCCCCGACGGCGACUAUGACUAUGACCAGGACGAUUACGAGGAUGGCGCCAUCACGUCAGGCAGCAGCGUGACUUUCUCCAACUCCUAUGGAAGCCAGUGGUCCCCCGACUACAGGUAUUCCGUGGGAACCUACAACAGUUCCGGAGCGUACCGGUUCAGCUCAGAAGGGGCGCAGUCCUCCUUUGAAGACAGCGAGGAGGACUUCGACUCCAGGUUUGAUACAGAUGAUGAACUUUCCUACCGGCGAGACUCUGUGUAUAGCUGCGUCACACUGCCCUAUUUCCACAGUUUUCUGUACAUGAAAGGUGGCUUAAUGAACUCCUGGAAGCGCCGCUGGUGUGUCCUGAAGGACGAGACCUUCCUGUGGUUCCGCUCCAAGCAGGAAGCCCUCAAGCAAGGCUGGCUGCACAAGAAAGGCGGGGGCUCCUCCACGCUGUCCCGGAGGAACUGGAAGAAGCGCUGGUUUGUCCUUCGCCAGUCGAAGCUGAUGUACUUUGAAAACGAUAGCGAGGAGAAGCUCAAGGGCACCGUGGAAGUCCGCACCGCCAAGGAGAUCAUAGACAACACAAGCAAAGAGAACGGGAUCGACAUCAUCCUGGCCGACAGGACCUUCCAUCUCAUCGCGGAGUCCCCCGAAGAUGCCAGCCAAUGGUUCAGCGUGCUGAGUCAGGUCCACUCGUCCACAGACCAGGAGAUCAGAGAAAUGCAUGAUGAGCAGGCAAACCCCCAGAAUGCUGUGGGCACACUGGAUGUCGGGCUGAUUGAUUCUGUAUGCGCCUCUGACAGCCCUGAUAGACCCAACUCAUUUGUGAUCAUCACAGCCAACCGGGUGCUGCACUGUAACGCGGACACCCCAGAGGAGAUGCACCACUGGAUAACCCUGCUGCAGAGAUCCAAGGGGGACACCAGGGUGGAGGGCCAGGAGUUCAUCGUCAGAGGGUGGCUGCAUAAGGAAGUGAAGAACAGUCCGAAGAUGUCCUCCCUGAAACUGAAGAAACGGUGGUUCGUGCUGACGCACAAUUCCCUGGACUACUACAAGAGCUCAGAGAAGAACGCUCUGAAACUGGGCACUCUGGUCCUCAACAGCCUGUGCUCCGUUGUGCCCCCAGACGAGAAGAUAUUCAAAGAGACAGGCUACUGGAAUGUCACCGUGUAUGGGCGCAAACACUGUUACCGACUCUACACGAAACUACUGAACGAGGCGACUAGGUGGUCCAGCGCCAUCCAGAAUGUGACUGACACCAAGGCUCCAAUCGACACGCCCACCCAGCAGCUGAUCCAAGAUAUUAAGGAGAACUGCCUCAACUCUGACGUGGUGGAGCAGAUUUACAAGCGGAACCCGAUCCUUCGCUACACGCAUCACCCGCUGCACUCCCCGCUCCUGCCUCUUCCCUAUGGGGACAUAAAUCUCAACCUGCUGAAAGACAAAGGCUACACGACCCUUCAGGACGAAGCCAUCAAGAUAUUCAAUUCUCUCCAACAACUGGAGUCCAUGUCCGACCCCAUCCCUAUCAUCCAGGGCAUCCUGCAGACCGGGCACGACCUGCGGCCUCUGCGGGAUGAACUGUAUUGUCAGCUCAUCAAACAGACCAACAAGGUGCCCCAUCCCGGCAGCGUGGGCAACCUUUACAGCUGGCAGAUCCUGACCUGCCUCAGCUGCACCUUCCUGCCGAGCCGCGGGAUCCUCAAAUACCUCAAGUUCCACCUGAAAAGGAUACGGGAACAGUUCCCAGGAACCGAGAUGGAGAAGUACGCCCUCUUUAUCUACGAAUCCCUUAAGAAAACCAAAUGCAGAGAGUUUGUGCCUUCCCGAGAUGAAAUCGAAGCUCUGAUCCACCGGCAGGAAAUGACGUCCACAGUGUAUUGCCAUGGCGGAGGCUCCUGCAAGAUCACCAUCAACUCCCACACCACAGCCGGGGAGGUGGUGGAGAAGCUGAUCCGAGGGCUCGCCAUGGAGGACAGCAGGAACAUGUUUGCCUUGUUUGAGUACAACGGACAGGUGGACAAGGCCAUCGAAAGCCGGACCAUCGUAGCUGACGUCCUGGCAAAGUUUGAAAAGCUAGCUGCCACGUCAGAAGCCGGGGACGCGCCAUGGAAAUUCUACUUCAAACUUUAUUGCUUCCUGGACACCGACAGCAUGCCAAAAGACAGCGUGGAGUUUGCGUUUAUGUUUGAACAGGCCCACGAAGCCGUCAUCCAUGGCCACCACCCAGCCCCUGAGGAAAGCCUCCAAGUGCUGGCUGCCCUGAGACUGCAGUAUCUGCAGGGCGACUAUACCCCGCACACCUCCAUCCCACCCCUCGAGGAGGUUUACUCUGUGCAGAGACUCAGAGCUCGCAUUAGUCAGUCGACCAAAACCUUCACCCCGUACGAGCGCCUCGAGAAGAGACGGACCAGCUUCCUGGAGGGCACGCUGCGGCGGAGCUUCCGGACCGGGUCGGUGGUUCGGCAGAAGGCGGAGGAGGAGCAGAUGCUGGACAUGUGGAUCAAGGAGGAAGUCUGCUCGGCUCGCACCAGCAUCAUUGACAAGUGGAAGAAACUGCAGGGGAUGAACCAGGAACAAGCCAUGGCCAAGUAUAUGGCCCUGAUCAAGGAGUGGCCUGGUUAUGGAUCAACACUCUUUGAUGUGGAGUGCAAAGAAGGCGGCUUCCCCCAGGAGCUCUGGCUGGGCGUCAGCGCAGACGCCGUGUCUGUCUACAAGCGUGGAGAGGGCAAACCGUUAGAAGUCUUCCAGUAUGAGCACAUCCUCUCGUUCGGGGCACCGCUGGCCAACACGUACAAGAUCGUAGUUGACGAGCGGGAGCUGCUCUUUGAGACGAGUGAGGUGGUGGAUGUGGCCAAGCUCAUGAAAGCGUAUAUCAGCAUGAUUGUGAAGAAGCGCUAUAGCACCACACGCUCUGUGAGCAGCCAGGGCAGCUCCAGGUGAAGACGAGCCAAGCCCACGUGUCUUGCCGAUGUGAACGUGCCACUCUUUGCCUGGGCCAGCGCCUGGUCCUGACCCAGCUUUGGAAACUCAGCUGUCCAGGCUUCUGAUAACCGGUCGUCAGAGGGAGGAGUCCCGGGGGCUCCCUUCACCCGAUCAGCCUCAGAGAUCACGUAUUAAGCUGUCAACCUUUAACAGUCUGCACAAUCUCUUAAGCUUUAGUUAAAAAUCCUAGAUGAGAACUUGCCUUAAAGAAAAAAAGAAAGGGGAGAAAACCACACGGCCACCAAAGCAGCCAGAAGUGCCUUAAACUUGCAGAGUGGACCCUAAUCGACCUUAACUGUGCUACUGAGGGGGAGCGCUUUCACCUCCCGGUGGGGUUUGCAGAGCUUGGAGGCGGGGCAUGGAUCCACUGAUUGUGCACUAACCUCCCCAGCCUGAUUUCCUGCAAAUGAGGGGAGCUGAGGGGGCGGGGCGAGGCAGGGAGACAGCAGAGGGGGACAGUGUGUUGUCGGAGUGCUGCUGGCAGCCUUCCUUACGAACAUGUAUUAACGUUUUUGGGGUUUUUUUGUUUUUUUGUUUUUUGUUUUUUUGGUUUUUUUUUUGCUUUGUUUCAACUGUCUGUGCUUGCCCGCGCAUGCAUGUGUUCACACACUCAACACUUUAAUCAUUGUCCUGUGAGCAUUAAACACAAAGGGAAAGAGGAUGUGCAAUGUUGUAAACAGUCUGUAUAUUUUCCUAGUUCAGAGUUCUAGUCUCGAGGUGGCUUUAUUAACAGACCCGGAUCCUGGACGUUCCUGUCUUUGCUGUAUUUUUUGGAAAGAAACAUUUUUUUUGGACUCGGUUUCGUUUUACAUGUAGCUAGGGCGGCGACCUGUGACUGCUGUAUUACUAACAGGUCUACAGCCCAGAGAGAUAACUGUAUUUAUAAACCACUCUUAAACUGCUGGCUCCAGUGUUUUUAGAAUGAUAUGAAGUCAUUUUGGAGUCUUUUUUUCAUUCUAAAAGUUAAGUUAAAAAAUUUUUUUUGUUUUGUUUUGGUCUUCUUUGAAGGGUAACUUGUGUUAUCACUCUGGCUAGAUUGCAGAUAUAACCAUGUCGAAUGUGGGGGAGGGGGGAGCUGCUGCAUUCCCAAACUCUGUACCCCUCAAGCAAACCUCUAAGGGACCUCCAACACAAACGCUGAGGCUUUAAUGGAAUUCACACGUUGUUUUGUCCCUGGUUCCUACAGGUGGCCUGAACACAGCACCUGUAAGUAACAGCGGUUGUAACCAGAAGAAAAAAGAAUCUGGACUUGGACUUUUAUUUUUAUAUGGGAAAAAAAUAUAUAAAGGUGGGCCAAACGAGUCUGCUCACAAAGCAAAGUUACUUUGGCCUUAUCCCUUACGGACAGUUACGUGGAAGCAGUGUCUCUUGGCUCACAAAGUCUGACAAUAAAAGAUAUUAAUAUGCUG
Molecule: messenger RNA, 14651 nt
Organism: Mus musculus (house mouse)
Lineage: Eukaryota; Metazoa; Chordata; Mammalia; Rodentia; Muridae
Gene: Myo10
Product: myosin X
Exons: 23
Coding region: 8941-13200 (1419 amino acids)
Biological process (GO): regulation of filopodium assembly; regulation of cell shape
Cellular component (GO): myosin complex; cell cortex; plasma membrane
Molecular function (GO): spectrin binding; ATP binding; cytoskeletal motor activity
Source: RefSeq, a predicted model, not a curated record